Messenger RNA from Ylistrum balloti, 1228 nucleotides. RefSeq lists its product as uncharacterized. Bases 148 to 1137 code for a protein of 329 amino acids. The record is from RefSeq and is a predicted model, not a curated record. The transcript is spliced from 6 exons. NCBI's taxonomy places the organism in Eukaryota, Metazoa, Mollusca, Bivalvia, Pectinida, Pectinidae.
UUUCUUCAGCCAGCCAUAUUGCAAGUUUGGAAUGAGCAUCAGCAGUGCUAUUUGGACAGUGUGAUUCAAGAAAAUAGGGAAAUUGUAUUGGGAGGAGAUGGACGUGCAGAUACCCCAGGCCACUCUGCAAAGUAUGGCAGCUACACGAUGAUGGAUUUAGAUGAAUCCAGAGUAGUCGACGUGCAAUUGGUUCAGAGUAACGAAGUCAAAAGUAGCUACCACAUGGAAAAAGAAGGGUUGAUCAGAAGUGUGAAGACCUUCAGUGAUGCUGGAAUUACUAUACAGAAGAUUGUUACAGAUCGUCAUGUACAAAUUUUGAAAUGGGUCAGGGAAAAUAUGCCUAAAACAAAACACUGUGUAGAUAUCUGGCAUGUAGCAAAGGGAUUAAAGAAAAAACUGACAGCAAUAUCCAAGGAUAAAGAUUGUGAUGCCUUAACACCUUGGAUAAAGAGUAUCAGCAACCACCUUUAUUGGGUAGCUGCAUCAACUCCGUCUGCAGAUCCUUCCCUAAUGAUGGAAAAGUGGCAGAGUGUAGCAAACCAUGUACAAAACAUACAUGAAGGUCAUGGAUCUCUGUUUGAGAAGUGUUGUCAUGGUGACCUGUCCGGUAGAGAAAGGCAGAAGAAAUGGAUUAAACCAGCAACCAAGGUUAGUGAAAGACUAGAUGAUGUCAUUCUCUCCAACCAGAUGAAGAAAGACAUUCCUAUGUUGUCCACAGGACAACAGACUUCCAGCAUAGAGGCAUACCAUUCUGUCAUAAAUCAUUUUGCACCAAAAAUGAUUGGGUUUUCAUAUCAUGGGAUGAUAUGUAGGUUGCAGUUAGCAGCCCUUCACUUUAAUGAAAACCGCUCCAAAUUACAAGCAGUCGAUAAAGACGGUGUGUUGCGUUACCGCUUGGAAUUUCCCAAAUAUAAAAAAGGAGAACAUAUCGUCAGGAAAGUCAAAGUUCAUAGCACCUUUGAUUACGUGGAAAAUCUUACAGAAGUUGUCAUGAGCAUGGCAGAAAGAUCUUCACUAGCAAAGCAACGAAUUCCUAUUCCACCCACAGUUCCUCCACCGUUGUGUCAUGACUUUCUUCACCCAGAUAUGUCGGAUGCCAUAGCAGGAAUGCAUUCAAGAUUUUCUAUGAACUUUUGAACUUAAUUUUUGAAGUGAAUACUUACCCUGCCGGUACAAACGUACCACUUUGAUUUAUGAUGCUAAUUUUUUUCUGAAAUCCACAUAUCUA